GUUCACCCCACACAGAUUUAUGGCCAUCACAAAGAAGAACUGUCAGAUAAGGAGCGAGGCAUGGGAAUGCCCAAGAAGAUGGGCUCCCGUUCCACCCUGGACAGCAGUGAUGAGGAUCACUAUUCUAAAUGUCAAGGUGAUGGGGACUGAGGCAUAGAGGACAGGAGUGGAAGGAGGUGCAGGGAUUAGGAGGAUAACUUGGAUGCCCCGAUGUGCAUACUGUUCCCAGAGCCCUUCUGAGAAGGUGCCUCCGUGACUGCCUCCACGCUUCACCUUGUUCCCUCCUAUCCCUCUCCCAACCCCAGAAAUCAAUGUAGAGAGGAGUGCAGACAUCCGUGGGGGACUGGGCUCUGGAAGGGAAGGAGUAGCAGUUGGCAGAGAGGUAAAGAGAAAUCCAGGCACUAAGCUGAACAGACAGGACCCUAAGGGCCCAGUCCCUCCCCUCUACUCUGCAGUCAUGCGCCCAAAGCAGGGACUGGUCAGCUGCUGUUCUCUUUGGUUUGUUACCUUUUUCUCUUCCCAGAUUGUGUCCGCCGCCUGGGACAUGUGGUGAGAAGGAAGUUAGGGGAAGACUGGAUCUUUCUGGUGCUUCUGGGCCUACUGAUGGCUCUGGUCAGCUGGUGCAUGGACUAUGUCAGCGCCAAAAGCCUUCAGGCCUACAAGUGGACAUACGCUCAGAUGCAGCCCAGCCUCCCUCUGCAGUUCCUGGCCUGGGUCGCCUUCCCGCUUACGCUCAUUCUCUUCAGCGCCCUCUUCUGCCACCUCAUCUCUCCCCAGGCGGUUGGUGAGAACUUCCUGCGGCACCCCUCAACCCGGCUCUGGGAUCCCUGAAAUGAAGACAAUCCUUCGUGGGGUUGUCCUGAAGGAGUAUCUCACAAUCAAGGCCUUUGUGGCCAAGGUGGUUGCCCUGACCGCUGGGCUUGGCAGUGGCAUCCCUGUGGGGAAAGAGGGCCCUUUUGUCCACAUUGCCAGCAUCUGUGCUGCUGUCCUCAGCAAGUUUAUGUCCGUGUUUUGUGGGGUCUACGAGCAGCCAUACUAUUACACUGACAUCCUGACGGUGGGCUGUGCGGUGGGAGUCGGCUGCUGUUUCGGGACGCCACUUGGAGGAGUGCUGUUCAGCAUCGAGGUCACCUCUACCUACUUUGCAGUUCGCAACUACUGGCGAGGAUUCUUUGCGGCCACAUUCAGUGCCUUUGUGUUCCGCGUGCUGGCAGUGUGGAACAAGGAUGCUGUCACCAUCACUGCUCUGUUCAGAACCAAUUUCCGAAUGGAUUUCCCCUUUGACCUGCAGGAACUCCCAGCCUUUGCUGUCAUUGGGCUUUGCUGUGGGUUCCUGGGAGCUGCAUUUGUGUAUCUGCAUCGCCAAGUCAUGCUCGGCGUCCGGAAGCACAAGGCCCUCAGCCAGUUUCUUGCUAAGCACCGCCUGCUGUAUCCUGGAAUUGUUACCUUUGUCAUCGCCUCAUUCACCUUUCCACCAGGAGUGGGUCAAUUCAUGGCUGGAGAGCUGAUGCCCCGUGAAGCUAUCAGUACCCUGUUUGACAACAACACGUGGGUAAAGCACGUGGGUGACCCCAAAAGCCUGGGACAAUCAGCUGUGUGGAUUCAUCCCAAGGUCAACGUUGUCAUCAUCAUCUUUCUCUUCUUUGUCAUGAAGUUCUGGAUGUCCAUCGUGGCCACCACUAUGCCCAUACCCUGCGGAGGCUUCAUGCCCGUGUUUGUGUUAGGAGCCGCGUUUGGAAGGCUGGUAGGAGAGAUCAUGGCCAUGCUAUUCCCUGAUGGUAUCUUAUUUGAUGGCAUUAUCUACAAGAUCCUACCUGGGGGCUAUGCAGUAAUUGGAGCAGCAGCAUUGACUGGCGCCGUGUCCCACACAGUCUCCACAGCUGUGAUUUGCUUCGAAUUAACGGGUCAGAUUGCUCACAUCCUACCCAUGAUGGUGGCUGUUAUCUUGGCCAACAUGGUGGCUCAGAGCCUACAGCCCUCCCUCUAUGACAGCAUCAUCCAGGUCAAGAAGCUACCCUACUUGCCUGACCUUGGUUGGAACCAGCUCAGCAAAUUUACAAUCUUUGUUGAGGACAUCAUGGUACGUGAUGUGAAGUUUGUUUCAGCUUCUUGCACAUAUGGGGAAUUGCAAGCCCUGCUCCAGACCACCACAGUCAAGACUUUGCCACUGGUCGAUUCAAAAGAUUCCAUGAUUCUGCUGGGCUCCGUGGAGCGCUCGGAGCUGCAGGCCCUCCUGCAGCGCCACCUGAGUCCUGAGCGGAGGCUGCGGGCGGCGCAGGACAUGGCGCGCAAGCUGGCCGAGCUGCCUUUCGACGGCAAGGCGCGGGGGCUCCCCGGCGGCGCGCCCCAGGGCCGGCCCGAGUCCUUCGCCUUUGUGGAUGAGGAUGAGGACGAGGACCCCUCCGCCAAGACCGAGCUGCCUCCACUUCCUCCACCCCCUGCUCCUCAGCCCUUCCCUGCUGCGCCACCAUCCUCUGAAGAGCCCAACGGGCCCCUGCCCAGCCACAAACAGCAGCCAGAAGCCCCAGAGCCUGCAGGUGGAAGACCCUCCAUCUUCCAGUGCCUGCUGCGCUGCUUGCUGGGCAGAUCUCGCCCUGCGAAGAAGAAAACAACCCAGGAUCCCACCGAUUUAGUGGACAACAUGUCACCUGAAGAGAUCGUGGCCUGGGAGCAGGAGCAGCUGAGCCAGCCCGUCUGUUUUGAUUGCUGCUGCAUCGACCAGUCUCCCUUCCAGCUGGUGGAGCAGACCACGCUGCACAAGACUCACACGCUCUUCUCGCUCCUGGGCCUUCAUCUCGCCUACGUGACCAGCAUGGGGAAGCUCAGGGGCGUCCUGGCGCUGGAGGAGCUGCAGAAGGCCAUCGAGGGGCACACCAAGUCCGGGGUGCAGCUCCGCCCUCCUCUUGCCAGUUUCCGGAGCACAACUUCAACUCGAAAGAGCCCUGGCGGACCACCCCCUCCUGCAGAGGGCUGGGGCCUGCCCGAAGACGGAGCCGGGGCCCCAGGAGCAGGAGAUGUGGCACCUGCGCCCCCAGAUUCCCCCAUGCCGUCACCCUCCCCCGAGCCCCCUCUCUCCCUGGCCCCAGCCAAGGCAAGGGGCGAGCUGGAGGCAGCCGAGGAGCUGGAGCUGCUGGAGAGUGCAGGGCCGGACGAGGAGCUGGCGGAUAUCUUGCAGGGCCCCAGUCUGCGGUCCACGGACGAGGAGGAUGAGGAUGAACUGAUCCUCUGACCGUCACUCUGGACUGUGCAGACUGCUGAGAGGCCCAUGCCAGAGGGUGGAUUCGCACGCGGCGGACGAGAGGCCACGUCGAUACUUUGGCACCCCCCCACCAGGAAUGCUUUUUUAAUGUGAGAGUGAUGAUCUUAAAGGAGUCAGCACUCAGGCAGAGAGGAGCUUGGUCAAUCACCUGGAUUGCUUGCUCCAAUCCCAGGCGGGCAGGUGCUUCAAACCCAGGUGAGCCCCCUGGUAUUCCAUGGGGCUUCCUGCGUCUCCUGCUGUGGGGGUGGGGAACACCCUGCCUCCUUUAUCCCCACCCCCCACAGUGCCCCAGCGUUCUUGUUCCUGUGCCUCCCUGGCCUUGCCUGCCUGUCAUUCAGUUUCCAAAGCGUGUGGCUGAGGGGAAGCCUGGAAUGAGUGUGGACCUUCAGGUACCACAUUGGAGGAGGAGAUGGGACCACCUCAUGGUCUUGUGCAUUGACCACCCUGGGAUGUGCCUCCAAACCAUCCACGGUUGCUUCUCUGGGAGUCCCCCAGACCUCCCACAUGCCCACACUCCUCACCAACUCCACAGACCCCACCCUGGCUCCCAACACUGUCUCCAGUCCAGAGCCAUGACUAGGGUUGUGAAAGGCCAACCACAUUCCCCCUCCUCUGUCCCCUGCUUCAAGCAGGGAGAUGCAAACCAAGGCACUAUCGAGGGCCGCCUCCUAGAAGAGAAAGGCCGCCAAGGCUCCACGGGGAAGGGGCAGGUGUCUUGUUGGUACCCCAUCGUGUCCGUGGUAUUCUCCGAGUCCCACUGGCAGGAAGCCCUCCCUUCACAUCACAGCUUCCUGGGCCUCCGGUUUCCCCAGCUGCUCCCUGAAGAUGCAUCCUUGUUCACCCCGCUGCGGUUAUGGACUGUCCUGUAAGGGUCAGCUCUGCCUUGGAGCCACUCUGGCUCGGGCUUCUCCUGCGAAGCACCCAGGCUCUGAGCACAGAAGGCCCUGGGUCACUCAGACACUUCCUCAGGUGCUUCCUGCAGGGGUGGAGGGUUGGAGUGCAGGGAGUGGCAAGGUGCAGAAACCUGGAUGCACGCCCAAGGCUCUCCUCCACCAGCCCCGUAUGCCUGUUUUGUUCUGCAGUUGGGUCCCUCUCUAACAUUCUCCUGCUGCCCUUCCCCCGUGUCCAGUCUUCUCCAUCACCCAAAUAAGACACUCAUAGCCAGAGGAUGCCACCACAUUGUGUUUAGUGUCACUGAACACAGCCUCUGGCCCUCUCCAGCAUCACGUCCCUUCCACCUCCCCAGGCCAAGAGAGAGACACUGAAGCCUGAGAAUGGGGACUGACGGUGGGCACAAGCCCGUGCCCGUGUAUAUAUGCUGUUUAUGUAUAUUUAUAUAGACUCCUCUCUGUAAUAAUAUAUGUCAUAGAACCUCU
Oryctolagus cuniculus (rabbit) is the source of this 4635-nucleotide messenger RNA. The record is from RefSeq and is a predicted model, not a curated record. Lineage: Eukaryota; Metazoa; Chordata; Mammalia; Lagomorpha; Leporidae.